Molecule: messenger RNA, 1234 nt
Organism: Triplophysa rosa
Lineage: Eukaryota; Metazoa; Chordata; Actinopteri; Cypriniformes; Nemacheilidae
Gene: elp6
Product: elongator acetyltransferase complex subunit 6
Exons: 7
Coding region: 324-1130 (268 amino acids)
Biological process (GO): tRNA wobble uridine modification
Cellular component (GO): elongator holoenzyme complex
Source: RefSeq, a predicted model, not a curated record
CGCAUACGCGCUCGAAACAACAAGGAAUUUUUCUGCUUUUAUUUACACAUUUUUAAAUACUACAUUAUUUCUAGAGAGUUUAGGUUAAUAUUGUAAAACAUUAAAACAGAUUUAAAGCCCGUCUGAUUUCGGCUACGUUGUCAAUUAAGUUAACGUUAGCCGUUGUUGUUUAGCAAUAUUGUUUAGUAUUGGUGGCGCAUGCACAAUUUAUUAUUUCCGUUACAAAUACAUUUGUUAAUUUUAUCGACAGCAUGAUAAAUGCUAAGGAAGAUUCGGUUUAGUCUUCGAAUUAGACAAUUUUGUCCAGUUUUAAACACUCCGACAUGUUUCCAGAGUUAAACAGUAUUCUCAGUUCCAGCCCAGACAGUUUCAGAACAGGUGACUUCAUCGUGCUGUCUGACAGACAAGCCGAUGCUUCAUUUCUCAUUCAUCACUAUCUGUCUUUCUACCUACGUGCUGGUUGUAAGGUGUGCUUUCUGGGUCUCGUGCAAUCUUUCAGCCACUACAGUGCUGUCAGUCAGAGGCUGGGUGUGAGUCUGACCCAGGCGAGGGAGAAAGGGCAGCUAGUAUUUCUUGAAGGAUUAAAGGACUCCAUUGGAGUUAUAUCACAAGAGGAAAGCAGCCAGAGCAAACUACCUUUGAGUUAUCUCAGGUCCCCAGGUGCUGGACUGGAAUGUCUUUUCAAAUUUGUGGAAAGUUCUGUGCGUCAGAAUGGAGAAAAUGAAGAUGGUGAAAAAUGGGGUCCUCCGGUAUUACUCAUAGAUGAUCUAAGUGUACUCCUUAGCUUAGGUGUCAGUGCUGGAGCAAUACUAGACUUCACCCUCUACUGCCAAGCCACCAUCUGUUCUGAGUUACAGGGAAAUAUAGUGAUUCUGGUGAGACGCGAGGAGGAGGAUGUAGAUGAUGAAGGUUCAAACCUGCUUCAGAAGGGAGUAAUUCAUCAGUGCAGCUUGGCACUACAUGUAGAGGGGCUGCCCACAGGCUACUGCAGGGACAUACAUGGACAGAUGGAGGUGUGGUGGAGAUCGAGAGAAUUUGCCAUGUACAAUCAAAGAAAAAUGUUUCAUUAUAAAGUCCACGAUAAAGGAGCAUCAUUUUUUGCCCGAGGCACUUCUAGUGCUGUUCUCUAACAAUUUUCAAAUAAAAGUCUUCUCUUCUAAUUUUACACUGAAACAAUGUCAUUAUUUAGUUUGCUGUCCAUAAAUGCAUAUGUUAAACAUCUUGCUGUUGUUUU